Molecule: messenger RNA, 1773 nt
Organism: Zingiber officinale
Lineage: Eukaryota; Viridiplantae; Streptophyta; Magnoliopsida; Zingiberales; Zingiberaceae
Product: actin-related protein 4-like
Exons: 20
Coding region: 218-1528 (436 amino acids)
Biological process (GO): regulation of transcription by RNA polymerase II
Cellular component (GO): NuA4 histone acetyltransferase complex; SWI/SNF complex
Molecular function (GO): chromatin binding
Source: RefSeq, a predicted model, not a curated record
CAUACUAUUAAUAAGAAUUUCAUAUCGGCAAAGACAACUGAGGUCCCAAAAGACUUAAAACCCUCCCACGUUUUAAAAAACCCGCGGGGUCAUUCUGCCCAAUUGCUCGAAGAACUUCUCGAUCCCUCUUCUGCUACUCCGGCGAGCUCUGUCUUGUCAGCUACGCUUCCUGGGUGUCGACUCCAAGAGCUAGGGUUUCUUCUCCUCUGCAGGAAUCAUGUACGGCGGCGACGAGGUCUCGGCGAUAGUUCUGGACUUGGGCUCCUACACAUGCAAGGCUGGCUACGCCGGAGAGGACUCCCCGAAGGCCGUUUUCCCAUCUGUUGUUGGAUCAAUUGAUCAAGUGGGAGUUGUUGAUGAGGUUAAACCCGAGAAAGACUCCGAAAUCACGUAUGAUUCUAAAAAUGCUGACAAGACAAAGACAAGGAAGCUAUACGUAGGCUCCCAAGCCUUAGGGUAUAGACGCGAUCAAAUGGAGGUGAUAUCACCUUUCAAGGAUGGAGUUGUAGAUUGGGAUAUUGUUGACAAUAUAUGGAAUCAUGCAUUCAGGGAAUGCCUUCUAAUUGAUCCAAAGGAGCAUCCCAUGCUGCUUGCAGAACCAUCAUCGAACACUCCCCAGCAAAGAGAGAAGGCAGCAGAGCUUAUGUUUGAGAGUUAUAAAGUUCCUGCUUUAUUUGUUGCAAAAAAUGCUGUUCUUACCUCUUUUUCUUCUGGACGUGCUACAUCUUUGGUUGUUGACAGUGGUGGCGGGUCCACAACUGUAGCUGCUGUGCAUGAUGGUUUUGUGCUCCAAAAGGCUGUUUUGACAUCCCCAGUUGGUGGUGAAUUAUUGACUGACUGCAUGAUGAAAAGCUUGGAAAGCAAAGGCACAACGUUAAGACCUAGAUAUUCAUUUAAGAAGAAAGAAAUACGCCAAGGAGAGUUUCAGAUCAUUAAUCUUGACUUUCCAAAUACUACUGAAAGUUACAAGUUGUACUCACAGCGAGCUAUUGCCAGCGAUAUUAAGGAAUCUGUCUGCCGAGUUCCUGAUACUGCUUUUGAAGAAACUGCUUAUGCAAAUGUACCUAUGACUUCUUAUGAGCUUCCUGAUGGGCAGACUAUAGAGGUUGGGGCAGAUAGAUUUAAGAUUCCUGAUAUCUUGUUCAACCCAUCGCUAGUGCUGACGAUUCCUGGAAUGGAGAGCUUUACCAGUUCUACUUCUGUUAGUGGGCUUUCACAAAUGGUUAUUGAAAGCAUAAACAGAUGUGAUGUGGACAUCAGAAGGGAACUAUUUAGCAGUAUAUUGCUUGCUGGUGGCACAGCAUCGAUGCUGCAGUUGAAGGAACGUCUUGAGAAGGAUUUGAUGGAGGAAGCCCCUCAAGCCGCACGUGUUAAAGUAUUGGCGAGUGGAAAUUCAACCGAGAGGCGAUUCAGUGUGUGGAUAGGAGGGAGCAUUUUAGCAUCACUUGGAUCAUUUCAGCAAAUGUGGUUCUCCAAGGCAGAAUACGAAGAGCAUGGAGUUUCAUACAUCCAAAGAAGAUGCCCUUAAGGUUGCAGGAUUAGAGAAUAGGUUUAGUCACGCUAUCUAUCUUUGCAUUUCCCUUAAUUUGCAGAUUGUAUGUUCAUCUUUGUAUUUCCUUUCCACUUAUCUUAAUUUACCAUUAAUUUCAUCGGGCCUCAAGAAUUGUAUUGUUCUCUUUGGCUCAAACUUUUCGUUUCAAUUUGUUGUCUGUACUUCCAAAUCCUUACAGUUGAGUUUGAAAGAGUAAUGAUUUUAGAUGAUUGUUGAAAGUU